This is a messenger RNA of Thyridium curvatum, 1287 nucleotides long. RefSeq lists its product as uncharacterized. Gene Ontology annotation, biological process: secondary metabolite biosynthetic process. The record is from RefSeq and is a predicted model, not a curated record. NCBI's taxonomy places the organism in Eukaryota, Fungi, Ascomycota, Sordariomycetes, Thyridiales, Thyridiaceae. The coding region runs from base 1 to 1287 and encodes 428 amino acids. Gene Ontology annotation, molecular function: FAD binding; monooxygenase activity. The transcript has a single exon.
AUGCCAGACAAGAUUCCCAGGCUCCCGCCUUCGGGCAUCAAGGUCAUCGUUGUCGGCGCUGGCUUCGGUGGGCUUGCUGCCGCUAUUGAGUGCGACCGCAAGGGCCACUCCGUCGUGCUCUACGAGAAAGCGGCAGACGUCGAGGAGCUGCAGCGCAUCGGCGAUAUCAUCUCCUUCGACCCUAACGGCAGCCGCUGCUUUGAGCGUUGGCCGGGAGUUGUUCCUGCGCUCGAGAAGGUCAUGCGGAGGACCGAUUCCAUCUCCUUCUACGACUGGAAGGGCAAAUUCGUCACGACGCAGUCGUUCGAGAAGGAAAAGGCCUGGGGCAAGCGCAUCAACGCGCACCGCGGCGCGAUACACCAGGUCAUUUGGGACCAUAUCAAGGAACGUGGGACCAUCGACAUACACCUGAACCAGAGAGUGACAGACUAUUUCGAGGAUGAGAACGGGGCUGGGGUCAUGGUGAAUGGGAAGAAGGUCACUGCCGACGUGGUGAUUGCUUCCGAGGGCGUACGGUCGCGUGGCCGCAAGAUCGUUCUGGGUUUCGACGACAAGCCCAAGUCAUCUGGCUAUGCCGUCUAUCGGGCAUGGUUCCCUGCCGACAAGCUGGCAAAGAACCCUAUUACGAAACACUUGGUCGAGAACGGCGACACCCACAGCGGUUGGAUCGGGCGCGACAUCCACUUUCUGGCAUCGUCCUUGAAGGGCGGAAAGGAGUUCAACUGGGUGUUUACCCAUAUCGAUGAUGGGAACAUUGAAGAAAGCUGGCAAUUCCCUGGCAAAGUGGAGGAGGCGCUGCGGUAUCUUGAAGGCUGGGAUCCUGUCGUUCUCGAACUCGUCAAGGCCACACCUGAGGGAAGACUGAUUGAUCACAAGCUGGUAUACCGAAGCCCUCUUCCCACCUUCAUCUCUCCCAAAGCCAAGAUCGCGCUGAUCGGCGACUCCGCACACCCGUUCCUUCCAACCUCUAUCCAGGGUGCCAGCCAAUCCAUCGAGGAUGGUGUGACCCUGGCCACUUGUCUCGAACUGAGCGGGAAAGGGAAGAUCUCCGAGGCGCUGAGGGCCUACGAGAAGAUCAGGUAUGAUCGAGUCCACAAAGCUCAGGCAACGGGUGUAUCCACCCGUGAGCGUUGGCACCACGCGAACUGGGAUGAGAUAUGGAAGAACCCAGAGUCGAUACACUUAGUUCGGGAAGCAUGGCUCCUCAACUUUGAUGCAGAGAAGCACGCAUACGAAAUGUAUCCCAAGGCGGUGGCAAAGUUGAACCAAGAAAAGGCUCGUCUUUAA